Manduca sexta (tobacco hornworm) is the source of this 7543-nucleotide messenger RNA. It is a transcript of the gene pasilla, whose product is annotated as RNA-binding protein Nova-2. Gene Ontology annotation, cellular component: cytoplasm; nucleus. The coding region runs from base 278 to 1927 and encodes 549 amino acids. Gene Ontology annotation, molecular function: mRNA binding. The transcript is spliced from 10 exons. Lineage: Eukaryota; Metazoa; Arthropoda; Insecta; Lepidoptera; Sphingidae. Gene Ontology annotation, biological process: mRNA splicing, via spliceosome; regulation of alternative mRNA splicing, via spliceosome. The record is from RefSeq and is a predicted model, not a curated record.
GCAGCUAUGUUCAUAUUGGCCAUGCGCAACAAACAGCCGCAGUAUCGACAAACGUUCACAAAACGUUUAGACGUAACAACCAUAGUGUCACUUCUCUCCUUAUUUUAGUAAUUAGAUCAUUCAAAACUUAAAUUCCCCUCAUUUUAGUUGUUUAAGUGUUUAGUGUGUCGUAAGCAGUUAUAAUAAUGCAAAGUGCCGCAACAAAAAACGCAUUCUGAAGCAAUUACGUAAUGGGAAUUAUGCUAGACAAGUUUAAAGUUUUGCCCUGAAAUUCAACAUGGCCGCUGACACAGGAAUGGAUACUUGCCCCAGUCCGGAGAUCUCGGACUCCAGAAAGCGACCCCUGGAUGGAGACUCGGAGAACGGCGAUGUGAAGAGAUCGCACUUCAGCUCGGUGCAAGACUUGGUGACCGCGUUGCCUCUGGCCAACGGCCAUGGCUCUCUAGCGUCUCAUUUCGCGGUGGAGCCGACUUACCACUUCAAAGUGCUGGUGCCCUCGAUGGUGGCCGGCGCCAUCAUCGGCAAGGGUGGCGAGACCAUCGCCCAAUUGCAGAAGGACACCGGCGCUCGAGUGAAGAUGUCCAAGUCGCAUGACUUCUAUCCUGGCACUACGGAGCGCGCGUGCCUCAUCACCGGCUCCGUGGAAGGCAUUAUGGUGGUGCUCGACUUCAUCAUGGACAAGAUCAAGGAGAAACCGGAGCUGGUGAAGCCGUUCCCGGAGGGGGUAGACACUAAAAUGCCACAAGACAGAGAUAAACAGGUAAAGAUCCUGGUGCCGAACUCUACGGCGGGCAUGAUCAUCGGCAAAGGCGGCAACUACAUUAAGCAGAUCAAGGAGCAGAGCGGCAGCUACGUCCAGAUCUCGCAGAAGGCGAAGGAGCUAUCGCUGCAGGAGCGGUGCAUCACUGUAGUCGGCGAGAAAGAGAACAACAAGAAGGCGUGCUUGAUGAUCCUGCAGAAGGUGGUGGACGAUCCUCAAUCAGGCUCGUGUCCCAACGUGUCGUACGCGGACGUGGCCGGCCCGGUCGCGAACUACAACCCCACGGGCUCGCCGUACGCCGUGCCCACCACCGAGGUGAAAGAGAGCCACGGGCUGGGCGGCGUGGGCGGCGGCGUGGGCGGCGUGGGGUCGGUGCUGGUGAACGGCUCGGCGGGGCUCGGCUCGCUGGGGUCGCUGGGCGUGCUGUCGCUGUCGCUGUCGCUGGCGCCGCCCGGCUCGCAGCCGCCCGCGCCCAUCACGCAGCACACGCUCGACCACAUCAAGGUGGCGCUGCGGCAGGCGGGGUACUCCGAGGGCGGCGUGAGUGAGAUCCUGGCGGCGCUGGGGCUGCUGGUGAAGCACGGCGUGCUGGGGCUGGCGCUCCCCGCCGCCCUCCCCGCGCCGCCCCUCUCCGCCGCGUACUUCCCGCUGCCGGCCCAGGACCCGCCCGCCGUCUUCGGACCCAUCGGACAGGUCGGCCUCGGCGGCGCGCGCGGCGGCUCCUUAGAGCGUUUCGCGGAGGUUGCAUUCGAGGCGCUUCGGCCCCCAGCGGUGGCGCCCAUCUCGCUCUCGGCCGGCGUCACCGGCGUGGGCGGCGUGGGGGGCGUGGGCGCCUUCCCCUCCGCCUCGCUGCUGCCGCUCUCCAAGAGCCCCACGCCGGCCGACGCGGGAGCCAAGGACUCCAAGAACGUCGAGAUCGCCGAGGUCAUCGUCGGUGCCAUACUCGGCCCCGGCGGGCGCAGUCUGGUCGAGAUCCAGCAGAUGUCGGGCGCCAACAUUCAGAUCUCAAAGAAGGGCACGUUCGCUCCCGGCACGCGCAACCGCAUCGUGACCAUCACCGGCACGCCCACCUCCAUCAGCAACGCGCAGUACCUCAUCGAGCAAAAGAUCCAGGAGGAGGAGCUGAAGCGCACGCGCCACAAUGCCAUCUCGGGCCUAAUGCAGUAGCCGACCUCGCCCCCACACACUGUACAUUUUGUUUUUGUUCUAGCGUAGAUUCUAGAUCUAGUCAACACUGUUGGAUGAACGUUGGCGCGCACCGUCGCGCCGGCACCACGUCUACUGGUAUGGGUGUUGGAAAAUGGACUUUACAUGUGUGGUAUACAGUAUGUUUUAUAACCAUUGUUUUUAAAUUUAAAUUUGGAAUCCACCUUGAUUCGUCGCGAUGCCAAGUGAAACAUACCGCAUGCCUCAGAGUUAAAGUCGGUUUUUGAGUACUGCAGUGUGAGAUGACGUAGUGUCGGCGCGGUGUAGUGUGCGUCGGCAGUGAUGGGGCGAGGCGCCGCCGUCGGGCGUCGACGUUAAACUAGUAGAGCAGUGGCGCGAGUUACCUGACUGUUAACAGAGUUUUAUGUUAUUUUGUUUUAAUAUGUCGAUAAGUUACGCAGCUCUCGAGACGCGUCGCGGCGCCGCCGUCCGUGUAGCACUAGUGUAGGCCGCCGGUCGCACUCGCUGUGCCGGCCGGACGGACGGACGCCGGCGGCCGCGGCCCGUAUCGACACAUAGUUACCUAUUUACAAUGUAAUAAAACAGAAUUUUAUGUAUAUUAAUUUUAUGCGUGUACUAUAAGUAGCGUUGACUAUAAUUGCUAUAUUUUACGUUUUAUUAUUAUUUUUUUAACGUGAUGACAAGUUGUUUGCGUCCGCCUAGCGGACGGUUGUUAAGGUUUAACAUUGUGAUAUGUGUUAUCACUUAUUCCUGAACACACACACAUUAUAUUUUUGUACAUUAUUCCACCACGUACGUUUAUUUACACGUUUGAUUUCAUUGUAAAUGUUACCAUUGUUAAGUUAUUUGUUAGUUCGUAUUCGAUCGUUGGGAUUGAAGUGACAUAGUCGAUAGAAAUUGUCGACUAUCGAUAUCGAUAGUCGUUUGAGUCUGGUGCAUGAGUACCGGCGAUCGUGAACUCGACCGCAAAUCUGUAAGCAAGUCGUCAAACUUGCUAGUAGCCAUGUGAGCAUGUGUUUUGAACUUCAGACUGUCAGACUCGGCAAACGUCUGACAGCCUGUAGGGUCUUGUAAAACUGAGCUACACGACUGUGACAUAAGUACUAUAUUUGAAUGAAAUGUGCCAUCAACGAAUGUCGAUAAAUAUCGAUUAAAAUUGUGGGAGUGAUUAUUUGAAAUGAAAUGAAUUACGCAUGAAAUAAAACAUAUAAUCGAGUGCUGAUGUACCAGGCUCCAAGGUCGCUUCUUGCCCGCUAUUUUAAUUCGGGAGCCAAAUGUAGACCCUAACCAAAGUGUCCAUAAAUCGUAUCACAGGCCAAGUACGUCACACGAGGUGACAGCUAUAGACAGUUUCGACUUGUACUAAGUUUUACAAGAGCAGUUGAGAUUUGGUCCUUUUUUUAAAUAUCAUCAAAGCAAAAAAGUUUUGGUGAUAUCGUCAUGGCUUCACGAUGUGCCGUAUAAUUCUGAACUGGUUUUUGAUUCGGAUUUAGUGUUAAGUGCAAUUUGUUGAUAGAUGUCGCCACAAGCGCGCGACCCAACUUGCCCUCGUUUACAUUGUGUUAGUCGACAUGGCGCCGCGACGCGUCGAUAAUUCGGUUAUUGUACUAAAACUUGUCAUUCCUGUUUUCUCUCGGUGAAAGAUCUUUAUUUUUUUAUACAUUUAUAUGAUAAAUGUUUUAAAUUUGUUUUUUUCUUCUCGUCUCUUCUAUACUUUACUGUUGUUCUGUUCGUCGGUCUAAAAUUUUAAUGUUGCGAUAUAAGUACAAUUUUAAAUAAUAGUAACUAUGCGUGUCCAGAUCGAUUAUAGAUGAGAAAAGAUAUUACAUAUUUUAAAUGCAGAUUUCUAUAUAUUCAAGAUGACAAUAUAUCAAUACAUAUAUUAUUUACAGUUGAGGUGUGGUUUAAAGUUUAUUUAGUUAUCGCGGGCCGGUGUGCGCCGGCACCGCGACGCAGUUCGUUCAGUCUCGGUAGAGUUACAUGGUUAAGCUGUGAUUAUUUCGUCGACAUUGUCAAGGUACUCCGUGUCGGUCGGUACGCUGUAGUCCGGUGGCCACAGACAACGCUCACCUCGUCGGUGGAUAGUUUUAAGUUGUGUUCGUUUACCUCAGAAGUGCCAUCGUCAUAGUAACGGUAGUUGCACUAAACGGUAGCAUGCGAUCGUGUCGGACGACGCUCUGGCAAUAUAUCGAUUGUAAGUUGUAUCGAUGUCGUAUCGAUUGUGAGUACAUAUAGCCAGCGCCGCGAUUCCGUCGAUAACAUCGCGAAUAAAACUAGAAAGACUUUUGAAAAGGCGGUCGGAUGAUAUGAUUUAAAAGUAUGAAGUACAAAAUUGAAAUGGUUAAUUAUCAUAAUAAAAUAUAUAUAAUUUGAAAAUCGGCUUAAUAUAACGGUAUAGUGUGUAAGAAAAGGAAUUGAGAAACGACAUCUCGGUUACGACAGUGUCGGUCUGCAGAUGGUGGAGGGUCCGUCGGAGUGCGCAUGCGUCCGAGCACUGGACGUACUCGCGAGCUCACUCGAGACGCCGUAACCUCGUACUUCCGUAACUUGUGAAUGAAAAUAUAUAAUAGUGUUUAAUGAAUUAUAGAUUGUUGUAAGUUUCACCUGUCCAACGACAUCUCGAUAUAUGCUAAGUUGUGGUAUUGUUACUGGUCUAUUAUAAUAUACGUGUGUUAUGUAGGUAACAUUACGCAGUAGACGCAUUCAAGUAGCUAGUUUAUAAAUAAUAAUUAUAUUUAAAUAAAAAAAAAUCAAUCUUUAAAGCGUGUAUAGGUAAUCGCUCUUCGAAUUUUUCUGGUGUUUUUUCGAUCUAUCAUCAUCUAUUAAUACGUAUUUUGGGGGUAGGUGCAGUUUAUUGUCAAUUAUGCAGGCCUGGGAGCGGUCGCGGACGGCAAAUAAUACACUUUGGACGAAGUUUGGUCAAACGUUCGAUAGUCCAGACCAAACUUUGGUCAAACCGUGGUCAAUGCAAUAUUUAAUAUUUAAUUAAUUCAAUGAUAAUGCAAUAGAAGCAUAAUAAUUUGUGUAUAAUAUCGUGGGGGAGCAGAUCGCGAGCGCUCGCACGCCCGCAGGCCGUGUUGGCGAAUGCCUGUCAAAGUCGAUUUUACAAGCUCAAUUUUAUCGGAACUCGAUAUAUCGAUUAGUCGAUAACUUGUAAGUGAUAACGUCAAUUAACAUUACCCGAAUGAUACGACACGGCUUUUUGUUGCGUUCCGAGCGAGCUACGGGGGUAGACAUAGUUCCCAAUACUUUACAUCUCUUAUUCUGUCUUUAUAAGUUCCACGACUUGCCUCUGUUGUCGUCGACAUUGCUCUUUGCAGCGUUCUUUACCGCCAUAAUGCAAGGAUCUCUUAAUUCCUAAGAGGGAUCUUUCUUCUGCAAUAAAUUCUUUCAUAGCUCCUAUAAAUAUGACACUGGUAUGCGGUCACACUCAAAUAGGGAAUGUUAAAAGACAUAGAAUAAAUGUUUGUGAUGGAAAUAUUUUCAUUCUCUCUUCGGUGCAACGAAAAAGACCGCAAUAAGCAUGAGUUCUUCGGUCUCGUACUAAAAUUGACGAAGUUUAGUUAAGUGUAAAUAUAAGGCUAUGACGUUCGUUUAUUAAAUUGCGACAUAUUCUCGUACCUUCCACAAAACGCUGCAAAGAACAAUCGAAAACAAUAAAAUAGUUACAAAAGGAAUUCUAGUUAGUUAUAAAUUAUCAUAUUUAAUGAAAAUAAAACAAUAUAAUGAGUAUAUAUAGAUAAUUUUUAAUGAAAAUACUGCAAAAAUGUUAAUGUUGUUAUACUGAAGUUGUUACAAUAUUUGAGAGUAUAUUAACGUGAAUACAAAAUAAUUUAGUGCUCGGUAAUCGUCUAAAGUUUUAUUGCGUGGAAUGAUAAUAAAUAGUGCAACGUCCCGUAUAGUUCGCGUAACGGUCCCAGCGCGGUCCCGGGGUGACCCGCGCGGGCCCGCGUCGACCCGCGGGGCCACGGAGCCACGGGGCCAAGGAGCCGCGGGUCACGGCGGGCCCGCUCGAGCUAGACUCGUUACAUUACUGUGAUACUGGCAUGUGGUGUCGUCGGACCGGACUCCGGCCUACACCCGCCCCGCGCCCGCGACACCCAACCAUCCGUGUCUCUUACAGGUUGUGUCAAAUUGUUUAGUGAUCGUGUAGAAGUAGAGGCGGGUACCAGCAGCACGCACACGCACCCCCGCACCGCCGGCGAUCUCCCACUCACCGCCAUCCGGUUUCACGCUCACUCUCACCCGUGUCUCACACCCAUUCACUCACUCACUCACUCGUCACUCGCACACGCGCACUCGUCACUCGCUCACAUCUCACCUCUCACAGUCUCACACGCACCGCACCGCUGUUACGAUAAGUAAUUUCAAUGUUAUAGGCUAAGGUAGCUAGUUGUCAUUCUUCAUUCGGUGGACGGUGGGACGCGAGGCGAGGCGCCCCGCGCGUCUCGACCUCCCUUUUUAAUUUUAGUAGCUAAAUGUUGUUGAAUUUGUUGAUAGAGUGGUUUAUUGUAAUUUAGAUAGACGAUAGUGGGUAUAGACGCGAAGGUGGCAGCCGUCGGGUGCGCUAGGAUAGUCUAAGGUUCGAUACUGUGUUUAGGAAAAUGGCUGUGCGUUCAAGUCGAACUCAACAUUAAGACAUCACCAGUCACCACACGCUUGUCAGGGACGGGCGCGAGUCGCACACGGCGGGCGGCGUCGGUGGUCGCUAUCUGUAUAUACGUGCAUCAGCAUAACAUUGUUUCAUUUGAGUUUAUCUCUCCUUGCUCAUUGUCAUCAAUUUAUUAAAGACUGAGUAAUCAACUCGCGCAUCUUGACAUCGUCACGAACGCGUCCCCGCGCCUCGAGCGGGCGGCGGGCGGAGCGCCGGAUCUUUGCUACAUACGUCUGUUGGUUUAGUCGCCGUCGGUGAGGGCGCGGUCGUGUGCGACUCGGGCGGCGCGCCCGCCGGCUGCGGCCGUGCGGCCGGUGGUGGCUGGUGACGGGACGUCGCGUCACCGGCUCGGCCGGCCGCGAGUGGUGCGCAGGCGCAGCGGCGUUCAGUCGUUGUCUCAUCAACCUUUACACAUGUUGAGAUUGAUAUGUUAUACUAAUUCUAUUGAAUUGUAACUUGUUGCGUAUUAUAAGUAUGUAAAGCGUGCGUACCGUUGUGUAUUGUAUGGAUAUAUAAUAUAUAUAUAUAUAUAUAUGAUUCGUUGACACGUACGUUACUCGUAUAACAUAUUUGUUGCUGUGCAGUUCAGUGAUGGUAUUUUUAUUUUUUAAUUAUUAUUGAUUUUUGUUAACUUGGUUUAUGAUAAACGGGUCUGCAAUGUUUAAUGUACGAGUUAAUAUGAAUUUUUAAUUAAGUUUGAAAUGGAAACGAUGUUAUAUUAAAUGAUAUGUUUUGAAUUAUAAAUUGGAUAUAUUUUAGUGAAUGUUUAUUGUUUAGUUAGCCGUACUGGCGGACAGUUGUGCCGCAGGAAUCAUUUAAAUGAUGGUUUAUUUUGCAAUAUGAAGUUAAAGAGGUCAAAAUGGAAAGGUUACAAUGUCUUAGUGUUAAAAAGCUCGAAACCAAUUCAAAGGUACCUUGAACAUUGUCUAUAUUAUAUUAACAUUAAAUAAAUGCAAAAAUUA